ACCUGCGGCCUUCCGAUUCAGUCGCCAGCCGACACCGCAGCUUUCGCACCUCCGCACCGAGACUCCGUCCCCGCCGCCGCUACUGCAAGGAAGCGCAGCAUGGUGGCCAAGAACAACCCCACCGUGCAGGGCAUCGACAACUACGCCCUCGACAUCGUCAUCAAGAACGACGAGUUGCCUCCCAAGGAUGCCAGCGUCGGCAAUAGCGUGGAUGACCUCAAGACGCUGGGAGGCGACGCGACGCGCAUCGGCGAGUCGCAGGCGGCGCUCACGGAGGCCGACGGGGACCACAUCGUCGCUUCGCACCCCACAUCGUACCUCGAGACGAUGAUCCACCUGCUGAAGGGCAACGUCGGCUCCGGCAUGUUCGCCAUGGGCGACGCCUUCAAGAACGCCGGCUUGGCCCUGGGCACGGUGGCCACCAUCUUCCUCGGCGUCAUCUGUGUGCACAGCCAGCACCUGCUGCUGUCGGCGUCGCAGGAGAUGGCGGUGCGGACAAAAACCACGCGCCUGCCGCACUUUGCUGAGACGGUGGAACAGUGCUUCCAGACGGGGCCGCAGCGCCUCCGAAGGUACGCCGCCUUAUCCAGGUGGAUCGUGGACGUGUUCCUGUGCAUCACACAGUUAGGAUUCUGCUGUGUGUACUUCGUUUUCAUUGCAGAUAGCAUCAAACAGGUGGCGGACCAGUACGGGGCGUACCUGGACUCGCACCUGCACAUGGCGCUGGCGUUCGUGCCGAUCCUGCUGAGCUGCUGGAUCCGGUCGCUCAAGUUCCUGGUGCCGGUGUCGCUGCUGGCCAACGUGCUCACCGUGGCCGGCCUCAUCGCCACGCUGUACUGCCUCUCCCUCGAACUGCCCAGCCCCUCGGAGCGGCAACUCGCCGUCUUCAGCUGGUCGCAGCUGCCGCUCUUCAUCGGCACCGCCAUCUACGCCUUUGAAGGGAUUGGUCUCGUGCUUCCGCUGCAGGAGCAGAUGAAAAAGCCCCAGCAGUUCACCAGCCCGCUGGGAGUCCUCAACGUGGGCAUGAGCGUCGUCUGCUCCCUCUUUGUCAUCACUGGCUUCCUGGGCUACCUGAAGUACGGAGACGAUGUCAAGGGAUCCAUCACCCUCAACCUGCCGCCCGAUCAAAUCCUGUCGCAGGUGAUCAAGGUGGUGAUCGCGCUGGGCAUCCUGUUCUCGUACGCGCUGCAGAUGUACGUGCCGGCGAGGAUCAUCUGGCCCGGCAUCGUCAGCCGCUGGGGACCCUUCAGGCGGCCGGCGCUCGUCGAGACGGCCUUCCGGACCGCCCUCGUCACUCUCACCUUCGUGCUGGCCGAGGUGGUGCCCAACCUGAGCGUGUUCAUCUCGCUGAUCGGAGCCGUCUCGUCGUGCACCUUGGCCCUGCUGAUACCGCCCGUCAUCGACGUGGUCUACCGCUGGGAGUACGGCAUCUCCUGGCCACUCGUCAUCAAGGACGGCUUCAUCUUCUUCGUCGGCGUCGUCUCCUUCUUGACGGGCACCUACGCCAGCGUCGUCUCCAUGGUCCAGCAGCUCUUCUGAGGCAGACGGCGGAGCUUGCCUCGGCGGAAGGUCGCUCCCCUGGCAGUCUGGAAGGCGCCACCCGGCCUGCUAACAGAAAGCUGGUGUCUCACUUCCCCACGGCCUCCCACAGAGCCCAGUGCCGCACUUACAGAUAUUCGGAGGGCUGUUCACCCAGCCACUUGUGCUGUGUAUUCUGAACGGAACUCGAUGUACAGUCUCGACAGACUCUCCGUUUCGCACGGUAUGGCGGCCACCAAAAUAUCAAAUUCUGAGAAGAACACUUGGCUCAUAGAUGUAGUGUGCUUUAAGUAUGUUUCUCGUCUUCCCGAGAGGUCGAUCUCGUGGCAUCUGACAUUGCUUGCCGUUCCACCCAGUUGGGAGGACAACUCGUUCGUGGUGCGACCAUUGACCAGGUCUCGACCCAGGCUGUAGCCUGAAAGGGCUCUUAAUGACGAAGUGGACACUUUACACCUGAGACUGGUUUCAAUAUAAUGCACAAUACGAAAAAUAUUCACGGGUAUAUGAAAACAUAUCAUUUCGUGAUGCAGUUUUACCAUUCUCAUUUCCGUCCGAAAAUGUACAUAGCCAAAUCGCGACAAGAUAAUUUUUCAGUCGUUAAAUAUCUGUGGGGUCUUAUUGAACCGAUAUACUGUGCUAAGAUACACAAUUGAUAGAUAUUUUUCCGUAUUUUCCUGCGCGGGGGUGCGCAACCUGUUCACAGUACAGGAGACUUCAAAAAGAAAGAGCACAUUUUAAGAUUUUAUUCUGAACAAAGAACCCACGAUAGAUAGUGCUUACGAAUACACUGCCAUAAGACUAUCUAAAUCUUUGUUCCUACUGUGUUUCUAUGCAUGUUAUAUGCAAUGUACGUGUUUAGCAUAAACAUCAUUACAUCACUACACCAUUUGAAUCCAUUCAUAUACCGGGUGAUCAAAAAGUCAGUAUAAAUUUGAAAACUGAAUAAAUCACGGAAUAAUGUAGAUAGAGAGGUACAAAUUGACACACAUGCUUGGAAUGACAUGGAGUUUUAUUAGA
Molecule: messenger RNA, 2556 nt
Organism: Schistocerca piceifrons (Central American locust)
Lineage: Eukaryota; Metazoa; Arthropoda; Insecta; Orthoptera; Acrididae
Product: proton-coupled amino acid transporter 1
Exons: 10
Coding region: 100-1539 (479 amino acids)
Biological process (GO): amino acid transmembrane transport
Cellular component (GO): vacuolar membrane
Molecular function (GO): amino acid transmembrane transporter activity
Source: RefSeq, a predicted model, not a curated record